Messenger RNA from Nycticebus coucang (slow loris), 1676 nucleotides. RefSeq names its product T-complex protein 1 subunit gamma-like. Gene Ontology annotation, biological process: protein folding. The record is from RefSeq and is a predicted model, not a curated record. Gene Ontology annotation, cellular component: chaperonin-containing T-complex. Lineage: Eukaryota; Metazoa; Chordata; Mammalia; Primates; Lorisidae. The transcript has a single exon. Bases 56 to 1441 code for a protein of 461 amino acids. Gene Ontology annotation, molecular function: ATP hydrolysis activity; ATP binding; ATP-dependent protein folding chaperone.
AGAAGGUUCUGCCGGUUCUUCCAGCUCUCGGUACCCGGCUCUUCGUCGCAUCACCAUGAUGGGCCAUCGUCCCGUGCUCGUGCUUAGCCAGAACACAAAGCGUGAAUCUGGAAGAAAAGUUCAGUCUGGAAACAUCAAUGCUGCUAAGACUAUUGCAGAUAUCAUCCGAACGUGUUUGGGACCCAAGUCCAUGAUGAAGAUGCUUUUGGACCCAAUGGGAGGCAUUGUGAUGACCAAUGAUGGCAAUGCCAUUCUUCGAGAGAUUCAAGUCCAGCAUCCAGCAGCCAAGUCCAUGAUUGAAAUUAGCCGGACACAAGAUGAAGAAGUUGGAGAUGGGACCACAUCAGUAAUUAUUCUUGCCAGGGAAAUGUUAUCUGUGGCUGAGCAUUUCCUAGAACAGCAGAUGCACCCAACAGUGGUGAUCAGUGCUUACCACAAGGCAUUGGAUGAUAUGAUCAGCACUCUAAAGAAAAUCAGUACCCCCGUUGACAUCAAUAACCGUGAUGUCAUGCUAAACAUCAUCAACAGCUCUAUUACUACCAAAGCCAUUAGCUGGUGGUCCUCUUGCAACAUUGCCCUGGAUGCUGUCAAGACCAUACAGUAUGAAGAGAAUGGUCGGAAGGAGAUUGACAUCAAAAAAUAUGCAAGAGUGGAAAAGAUACCUGGGGGUAUCAUUGAAGACUCAUGCGUCUUACGUGGAGUCAUGAUUAACAAGGAUGUGACCCAUCCACGAAUGCAGCGCUACAUCAAGAACCCUCGGAUUGUGUUGCUGGAUUCUUCUCUGGAGUACAAGAAAGGGGAAAGCCAGACUGACAUUGAGAUUACACGAGAGGAAGACUUUACCCGAAUCCUCCAGAUGGAAGAAGAGUAUAUCCAGCAGCUCUGUGAGGACAUUAUCCAGCUAAAGCCUGAUGUGGUUAUCAUGGAAAAGGGCAUCUCAGAUUUAGCUCAGCACUACCUCAUGCAGGCCAAUAUCACAGCAAUUCGUAGAGUCCGGAAGACAGAUAAUAAUCGCAUUGCUAGAGCCUGUGGUGCCCGGAUAGUUAGCCGACCAGAGGAACUGAGAGAGGAUGAUGUUGGAACAGGAGCAGGCCUGUUGGAAAUCAAGAAAAUUGGAUAUGAGUACUUUACAUUCAUCACCGAGUGGAAAGACCCCAAGGCCUGCACCAUUCUCCUUCGGGGGACCAGCAAAGAGAUUCUUUCAGCCAAGCAUACCCGGGAGAACUGUGAGACUUGGGGCAUAAAUGGUGAGACUGGAACAUUGGUGGACAUGAAAGAAUUGGGCUUAUGGGAGCUAUUGGCCGUGAAGCUGCAGACAUAUAAGACAGCAGUAGAGACGGCAGUUCUGCUACUACGGAUUGAUGACAUCGUGUCAGGCCACAAAAAGAAGGGCGAUGACCAGAGCCGGCAAGGCAGGGCUCCUAAUGCUGGCCAGGAGUGAGUGCUGGGCAAAGUGACUUCAAUGCACAAAACCAGCAAAGUCUCCCCCUUUCCUGAGCCAGAGUGCCAGAAACACUGUGGACGUCUUUGUUUGGAAGGGAUCAAAUUGAGGGGCAGUCCCCAGUCCCUUUCUGUCCCAGCUCAGUUUGCAAAAAGCACUGACAUGUAAUUUUUCUCUAUUGUUAGUUUUCCAUUUAGUUUGCUUCCGAUGAUUAAAUCUUAAGUCAUUUGAAAAA